CACCAUGCCUCCCAUGCCGAGUUACUCUCUGUCCAACAACAUACCGCCCAACCCAGCCUGCCUGCAGUCCUCGGCACCCUCAUCCUACUCCUGCAUGCUACCAGAAUAUAACCCCCGUGGCUACGAGCACCCCCUGUCUCUGGGAAACUAUGCCCGGCCCCCGUGUGCGUCCACGGGAGGCAUGCACCAGAACCAUCCCAUGGGACAAUCGCCCCACAACUCCGUCUCGACAGGUCUGAUCUCGCCCGGUGUGUCCGUGCCCAUCCAGGUGCCAGGAGGUACUCAGGACAUGAGCGCCCAUCACCAUAUGGGCGCCAUGACGUCACAGUACUGGCCACGCAUACAAUGACCCUCAUAGGUGCAAGCAACACUUCAGGAACAGGCAGGCUAGAGAACGGCUGAUGAGCGUGGUUCUUCGGUUGAUGGGCAUGGUUCUUCGGUUGAUAGACGUAGAUCUUCGGUUGAUGGGUUAUUGUUCUUCGACCGAUGGGCGUGAUUCUUCGGCUGAUGGGCAGCGAGGUUCUUCGGUUGAGUGUAAUUCUUCAGUUGUUGGGCGUGGUUCUCCGGCUAAUCGGCGUCGUUUGGGUGAAGGCGGGAAUACGACAAGGUGUAAAGAGACAUAUCCCGCUCAUGCUGAAUACAGGCUUGACUCGGUUUGGUCCUAUCUUUUACGUACGGAACUUUCUGUGCUGUGAAUAGUUGCAACAGCAGACCAGAUUUGGUGACCGGUAACUGGAGAAGCCGAUGUGGUGUUCUAGUAGCGAGAAUGAAGGAUGUAAUUGGUUUGUUCCAAGAAGGCAGACUGGGGUUACUAUGUUGUGCCCUCUGUAUUUGAACAAGUACCUUUGACUGCACAGUUCCUCUCUGCUUGAAACGGAGGAAGUAGAUGAUUGAAUUGUCCCGACAUAAAACAGACUCUUGUUGUCUUGGCUGGAGAAAGUAAAGACAUAUCUUGACACUCUCUUCAAAGUGACAAGCUGCGUGUCUACGGCUGGUGACAAUACGACAAUCGGGGAUUGCGUUCUUCUAGCUUGAACAGAAAACAAAAUUCUUGGCUUAACCUCAGAGGCUAGAUACAGUCAACUUCCUCAAGUGAAACUGGUCGAGAGAACAAGAACGAUUCUUGGAAAGAGCUUUUAGCCUCACACACUUUUUACAAACUUGCUUAUACUCAAAAGCAGAAAUAACGAGAGGUGUGUGAAUGCAACAUCUACAAAAGCUCUUCGAGUUUGUUUGUUUUCUUCGUGUGCAGAAAGUUGCCGCUCCAGCUUCAGGAUAGUGCUGAGCGGUACAGACUGAAGGGUUUCAAAGAGUGUCUUUUGUUUUUUUAUGAAUAAAACUAUGCUAUACGUAAAGUAUAUUCAUUGUAAAAGAUAUCUCUAAUGAAAUGUGAAACGGGUAUACAGAAUGGUCAGACUACAGUGGUGAUUGAUUAUGCGGUUCCAGCGUUUACACAGAACCAAUUCAACUGAUUGCAUCGAAAAGUGCGGUGCACGGACAUAAACUCUGUUGUUUGGAACUUUGCCAAGAAGUAUGUGAGUACACAUCGACGAUGCCGAGUUUGCAUAACUGAUCAAAACUGUUCUUGUGCAUCGAGGUCUUGCAGAUGUCAAACGAUGACCAAUCGUUCCUAUAGUGUCGGACUGUUCCACAUGUGUCCAAACAACGGGAAACCUGCAGUUGGAACCGGAAAUCAGAUUCUGAAAUUCAGAAAGUAGACAUAAACAAUUGGAUCGUAUGGAAUCCACGAUUAGAAACAAAAAA
Molecule: messenger RNA, 1764 nt
Organism: Aplysia californica (California sea hare)
Lineage: Eukaryota; Metazoa; Mollusca; Gastropoda; Aplysiida; Aplysiidae
Product: paired box protein Pax-6
Source: RefSeq, a predicted model, not a curated record